Molecule: messenger RNA, 1833 nt
Organism: Klebsormidium nitens
Lineage: Eukaryota; Viridiplantae; Streptophyta; Klebsormidiophyceae; Klebsormidiales; Klebsormidiaceae
Source: the annotation of a GenBank genome assembly
CAGAGUCAUGGCUUUUGCCUUUCGCACUGGCACUGUUCAGCUCAUUGAAGAAAGCUUUCACAAGUUCAAGUUUCAGCAGUGCAGCAGCACAAGCUUGUGCAUGAUGCAGUGAUAGGCACAGACACCCCACUAUCCUCUUCUCGUGUCCUCUCCAUCAGCACACGUCUUCCUUUGUUCCUUGCUUUCACAAUUUGUCAACAGGGGUGUCCAUGAUGGAGACCGCGACGGCCACAUUCUCGAAUUGCUUGAGGUUUCCAGCCGCCGUGAGGAGCUCACCUCCGUGCAGCAAGGUCAGGGGGCUAGUGCUGGUAGCGUCUACAAUCCUUCAGCGCCAAAGCUAUUUCAAGCAAUGCUGCCUCCCCCUUUCCACCCAUUUCUUGAAGCCGGUAAGCAGAUUUGCGGUGGGGCCAUCCCCAGCCACCAAUGGAAGGCGGGCUGCACCAAUCACAGCAGUACAAACAGCGGAAGCAGCAGUGCGAACGUCCGAGCUGGACGCCGUUUCCCAAUUCAGUGAGAUUGUUCCAGACACCAUCAACUUUGAUGACAGCGAAGGCUUCCUCGCCACGGCUGCCACAGUGACGCCAGGGUUUCUUGUCAGCUUGAGCAACCAGGCAGGGGGAAAGCUCAAGGACGCUGUGGAUUCUGCUUUGGGUGCUGACUGCAAGCUGGAGGAUAACAGCAUGUCGUGCUUCUUGGACAAGGCCAUGGUGAACGUUGGAGCGAUCCUCUCCCGGCGUGUGUCCGGCAAGGUGUCGAACGACAUCGACGCACGGAUUGCGCACGACACGCAAGCCAUUCUCGACAAGGUGCACAAGUUGAUCCGCGACUAUGCUGAGUUAGAGGUGCCCCAGGACAAGCUCCUCUUCAGGAUCCCAGCCACGCUCGAGGGAAUCGAAGCUGUGAAGCAGCUCGAGUCAAAGGGCAUUCAGACGCAGGUCAACUUCGUCUACAGUCUUGCACAAGCCGCUGCUGCGGCAGACGCAGGGGCGUCCGUCAUCCAGAUCCUGGUGGGCCGGCUACGGGACCACGCACGUGCCAACUCUCAGGACGUUAUCCCGGAUCCAGGCGUGAGCUUGGUGAAGAAUGCGUACAACUACGUCCAGAAGAAAGGUCUCAAGACCAAGGUCAUGGCGGCAGCUCUGCGCAACAAGCAGGACGUCUUCAGCCUCCUAGGCGUGGACUAUCUGGUGGUUCCGGGCAAGGUCCUGGGCGAGUUGCAGAAGUCGUCGGCGGACCUCGACGAGAGCAGCGGCUUCUCGCGCGUCCUCUCUCCCGCGGGAGCGAAUGUUGCCCAGCUCGAGAAGGUGCCGGCCCUGACCCAGCAAAGCUGGAGCGCGGCCAUCGGUGAGGCGGCAGAGCACUUGCUGGCCGCGGGCUUGAAGGCGGAGGCCGAGCAGUCGGAGAGGGCAGAGGAACAGUUUGCCAAGAUCUGGCCCCCUGCCAACAUGUAGAUUAAAAGUUCUCGGCUCUUAGUAUGUCGCAUCUGCUUUUGAGUGUAGAAAGUUCAAAGGGCGGUAUCACGCCAUAGUGUUGCGAAGUAAGCUGUACUUGUAAGUGAGGGUGAUUGUCGAACCAUGGGAGGGCCGCCAUGUCAGAGACAGAAGCUGCGUUUUGCAACCGCUUAUGGUUGACACCCAGCAGCGCGCAGAUUUUCCAAAACCGAGUUGAUUAGGAUAGGACACAAGUACUUCACCUGUCUGCAUCAGUACAAUUGUUGCAAGUACUCAAGCAGCUGCAUCAACCUGUUUCUUAUCAACAUCGACUCGAGGAUCACAAUGAUGGUUGCGUGCAUGGUCAACAACACCGACAUGCUCCGCUGUCCUUUUCCAGAGA